AAAUUGGGCCUGAAAUUCAACCCAAAAGUCAAACUCACAAACUUUUCUAAGUGGGCUUUAAAUCAUCUGUGACUUAUUUUGAGUACCCGCUCCGUACACUCACAACAGUCUAAAAACAUUCCGACCAUUUCCCACCACCACCGCCGGUCCACCGCCGUCGUCAUGGCGGCCGGACUCCUCCUCUGGAGGGCGUCAACCAAAAAACCCCUCGCAUUCAUCACUUCCCACUUAUUCCCCAAACUGCCCUCCCCCGCGCUCUUCUCCACCCUCUGCAGAAAAACCAAACACCUCCACUCUACCCCGACGACAACCCCCCACCUUCCUCCGCCAGCGGCCAAGAAGGUUCCUUUCACGGCAACCGCUCACGGCGCCACGUGGCAAGACCCGUACCGUUGGAUGUCCGACGUCACCGACCCGGAUUUCAUCAGCUACGUCGAUGCAGAAAACUCGUACGCCGAUGCAUUUAUGCGAGACACCGGAGAAUUGCAGAGGAUCCUUUACUCUGAGAUGGUUUCCAAAAUGCCCUCCGACGUAACCACCCCUCCCGAACGUUGGGGCCCCUGGUUGUAUUACCAAUGCAUCCCGGAGGGGAAGGAAUAUCCUAUUCUAUGCAGAAAAUCUGCCGUCGAAAACAAAAACUGGUUAAGCACCGUUUUCGCCUCUUUCAAAGGAGGAUUCGGCGCGGAGCAAGUUUUGCUCAACUGGAAUGAAAUUGCAGAAAAAAACGGAUAUGUACACGUCGGUACAUGCAGAGUGUCGCCGGACCACAAUUUUCUUGCGUACACACUCGACACUAAAGGAAACGAACAAUUUCAGCUUCAAAUAAAGGACCUUCGAAAUAACUCUAUUAGUUCACCCCGAGCUGAGGGCGUCGUGAGUUUGGCUUGGGCCCACGACAGCUGUACUCUCUUCUAUACACUAUGCGACCAAAACCAACGCCCUCACAGGCUAAUGCGCACUGAGGUGGGAGCGCAUUCUGGAAAUGAUGACUUCAUACUUACGGAAAACGAUACUCGCUACUGCUUAGAUAUUACAAGUACGAAAGAUGGGAAGUUUGUAACAGUGAAUUCUAAUUCAAGGACUACAUCUGAGGAACGAACUUUUGCUGUUUCGAUUCUUUGUCUUAGUGUUUAUGUCUUGAAUGCAACCAAUCCACAAUCCGAGCUACAAAGAUUUUGCAAACGUGUAUCUGGGGUACAGUACUUUCUAGAGCAUCACUCGGGUUUUUUUUAUGUUCUUACAAAUGCUCCCACAAGUGAAGGUAAGAAUUUCUCGGGUGACGGUUAUUAUUUAGCCGCAUGCAGAGAUGACGAUGCUCAGUCGGCUAAUUUGAAGAAUAUAAUUAUGGCGGGUGACGGUAUCUGCUUGGAAGAUAUGGAUAUUUUUAACGGACACUUGAUUCUUUUCGUUAACAAAGAGGGUUCCCCUUCAAUAUGUUCGAUCGACAUGCCUAUUGAUUUUGAUCCUGAGAGAGAAAUGGAGAUAGACGAUUUCAAUCCAUGGUAUUUUCCUCUGCCUUCAAACAUGUGCACAGUCACUCCAGGUUCAAAUCACGACUUCGGAAGCACUGUAUACCGUGCUGUACUCUCUUCGCCCGUGACACCUGAUCUAAUUGUUGACUACGACAUGUCGAGGAGAACGUUCUCCAUUGUUCAGCAAGAAGAUGUGAGAAACAUUUCAACAGACGAACUAAAUCACGACAAGGACAAUAAGAAGCUUCUAGAAAUGACACACGAAAAGGAAACAAAUGUUCCGGAUAAUGGAAGUUCAGUAUGGAAGGAUUUCUCGGAGAAAUACGUUUGUGAAGAGAAGGAAGUGGUUUCACACGAUGGUGUUAAAAUACCGUUGACUGUUCUUUUUUCUCGAAGUGCGUAUACAAAGGGUCAAUCCCCGGGUCUUCUGCAUGGAUACGGUGCCUAUGGUGAAACUUUGGAUAAAAGCUGGUGUUCGGAUCGUUUGAGCUUACUUGAUCGGGGUUGGGUUUUCGCAUUUGCUGAUGUCAGGGGUGGUGCUGGUGCCGAUCCUAGUUGGCAUAAAUCCGGGAGUGGAUUGAACAAAUUAAACUCCAUACAUGAUUUUGUCUCGUGCGGUAAAUAUCUAAUUAACGAGGGGCUUAUCCAUAAAUACCGGUUGGGUGCUCACGGUGUCAGUGCUGGUGGUCUUCUUGUGGGGUCCGCAGUCAACAUGUAUCCAGAAUUAUUCCGCGCUGCCGUUUUGAAGGUUCCUUUCUUAGACGUGUUAACCACGCUACUGGAUCCCAGUUUACCCCUCACUACUUUGGAUUAUGAGGAAUUUGGAAACCCUCAAAAUCGGGACUUCUUUAAAUACAUUCGCAGCUACUCGCCUUAUGAUAAUAUACCUCACGGAGUUUGUUGUCCUUCGAUGCUUGUGUCAGCCUCGUUUAACGAUUCCCGCGUUGGUGUUUGGGAAGCUGCAAAAUGGGUGGCCAAGAUUAGAGAUAGUGCGUGUGAAAGGUGUUCGUGCGAAGUAAUACUGCAGACGAAUAUAACGGGAGGGCAUUUUCGUGAAGGUGGUCGUUUUGCUCGUUGUCGUGAAACAGCCUUUGAUUAUGCUUUUUUAAUCAAAGUUAUGGCCCCAACUCAGGACCUGCAAAAAUAAUUUCAAGUAUAAUUAGAAAAUAAAUUUUGCUCCAAUUUUUUUCUUCUUCUUUUUUUAUAUAUUUAUUUUAGUCAAUUCUUUGUAUUUUCUGAGUUUAGUAUAUGCACAUUUAAUUUGUUGAUUUAAUGGAAAUUUUUAAUAUUAACAUCAAUGAGCCAAUGACUAUGGCAGUGUAUGACA
Messenger RNA from Erythranthe guttata (spotted monkey flower), 2799 nucleotides. NCBI's taxonomy places the organism in Eukaryota, Viridiplantae, Streptophyta, Magnoliopsida, Lamiales, Phrymaceae. The record is from RefSeq and is a predicted model, not a curated record.